UGGAAUUCAGUAAAUCUUUCCAUACUGUUUCUCACAGGAUCCUUCUGGACAGAAUGUCCAGCACACAGCUGGAUAAACACAUCAUGUGAUGGGUGAGCAACUGGCUCACGGGUCGGGCACAAAGGGUUGUAGGGAAUGGAGUGACAUCAGACUGGGGACCUGUCACUAGUGGAGUUCCACUGGCCCCCAUCCCCAGCCCCGUGCUCUUCAACAUCUUCAUUCAUGGCCUGGAUGCAGGACUGCAAGUUCACAGCUGAUACAAAACUGGGAGGAGCUUCAAAGGCAGGGAGGCCCUGCAGAGAGAUCUCAACAAUUGAGAGGCCUGUACAAUCACCAGGACAAUCACCACAUAAAGUGCAGCAAGGGAAGUGCUGGAUUCCGCACCUGAGUUGGGGCAGUCCUGGAUAUGGUCAGUCCUGACACAAGCAACAGCUGUCACAACACUGCUACCAACAGAAAGUUAAGAUGGAAGGAUAUCUGGAUGUGAGCUGAAUCUACUGUAUCUGAGAGAUUAUUGCAGGACCUUUUUCUGGUGCCCUAAUCCUGGCUGAGUUCUGCUACUACAGCACCACAACACUGGCAGAGAAGCAGAAUGGCCACUACCACUUCAAACACUCCAGAUACUUUCCGGAGAGACGCCUUGAGCCUGGCUGUAUUAGAAUGAAAGAUCAUCCUGAUGCCACAUACUCUGUGUGAAACCCAAGAUCUCAACACUGACGCUUCUCACAAGCUUUCCACUGGACCCCAGCCAACAACACCUCCCUCCCAACUCUGCUGCUCAGGUUUUACAUGGCUGCUGAUGCGGUUUGUCGGGAGACUGGAUUGUAAGAGUCUUGUUUUACCAUUCUGGCUGCUGCAGACCCUGUCCAGAAGAAUUUCAAAUCCCUAUUUGGAAACACCUUCAAAUAAGAUUUAUGGAGAAAGUUCUUCCUGUGCUGGGAGAGCUCUCAGGAAUAUUUUUACUCUACAAGCUUCUGACCUGAUUAAAGACAGGGUGUACCUUACUGGCAUUUGCAGGAGAAGUUGUGUGGGAUCAGAACUUGUAGACUGGCUUUUGGAGCAGUGCCCUUUUGUCAAGUGCAGAUCUACAGCAGUUGGAGUGUGGCAGCUCCUCCUGGAUAUGGGCAUUAUAUUGUCAGUGGACAGACAACUCUAUUUCCAAGACAGUCAUGCUUUCUACCAGUUCUCAGCGGAUGAAUGUACCUACCUUUUCUGUGAAUUUGAGAAAGAGGAAGCAUGGAAGAAUGGAGUAAAGCUCCUACUUCAACUACUGCCACUGUCUCCUCCCAGGAUUGACAUGUGCAAUCUGCCUGAUCAAAAAAUAGAAGAUACAGCAGAAACCAAUGCUGAAAUUCUUGCUCGUCUCACUUCUGCGGUACAGAGAGAACUGGCUGCUGUCAUUGCCUUGAAAGCAAGGAAGUCAGCAAUUCAUCAAAAUGAAGAAAACAGCAGUCAAGAAAUAAGAGGACUAGAAGAUCUCAAGGAUACCUCUGAUGCACAGGCAGGAGUUUUAUGCAAGCUUCAGGGAAGAGAUGACAUCGGACGGAUUGAGCUGGUCCAAAAGCUGGCGAGAGAGAACUGCCAGUUUUUGCAGGCGGAUAGAAGAGCACUGGAGAAGGCAGAACAAGUGGACGAUGGAGGCGGCGGCGAGCGGGCGCGGGAGGCGGCCGGCGCGGCGCUGGUGCUGCGGAAGGUGUGGUCACGCAGCCCGGCCCCCGAGCGGCGCGGGAGAUACGUGGUGGUGUCGGGGACGCCGGAGAAGAUUUUGGAGCAUCUCCUCAGCGACCUGCACCUGGAAGCCGCCCAGGACAAAGAGACGGAAACUCUGCUGGAUGAUUUCCUUCUCACAUACACGGUUUUCAUGACGACUGAUGACUUGUGCCAGGCCCUUCUGAGGCACUAUUGUGCUAAGAACCACCAGGGGAAAGAAGAUGACUCUGAUGUGUCCUGUAGGAAAAGAAAAGUCUUGCAUUUGGUGUCUCAAUGGACUUCUCUCUACAAAGACUGGUUACACGAAGAUGAGCAUUUAAAACAAUUUUUAAAGACGAUAUACAGAAAUGUGCUAGAUGAUGUGUAUGAGUAUCCCGUUCUUGAGAAGGACCUGAAAGAAUUCCAGAAGAUACUUGGGAUGCAUCGCCGACACACUGUAGAUGAGUAUUCACCUCAUCGAAAGAAUAAAACCUUUUUCCACCAGUUCAGUGUAAAGGAGAACUGGCUGCAGCACAGAGGAACUGUGAAUGAAACAGAAGAAAUUUUCUGCCGGGUGUAUAUAACAGAGCACUCCUAUGUCAGUGUGAAAGCCCAAGUGUCAACUUCAGCUCAGGAGAUUCUGAAGAUCGUGGCAGAAAAGAUCCAGUACCCGGAGGAGGAGUUGGCGCUGGUGACAGUCUCAUUUUCUGGUGAAAAACAUGAGCUACAACCAAAUGAUUUGGCUAUCUCAAAAUCUUUGGAGUCAUCCAGUCGUAUGUUUGUAUACCGAAAAGAUCUGACUGAUUCUUUGAGCCCAUUUUCUGAAAAUGAGGAGUUGCAGCAAAGAUCUGUAAGGAUUUUGGGAAUUAACACCUGGGAUCUUGCCUUAGAACUAACAAACUUUGACUGGAGCCUCUUCAAUGCAAUUCACGAGCAAGAGCUGAUAUACUUCACGUUCAGCAGACAGGGCAGUGCUGAAAACACUGAGAAUCUCAGUCUUCUGCUUCAAAGAUGCAACGAGGUCCAGCUUUGGGUUGCCACUGAGAUACUCCUCUGUAGCCAGCUCUGCAAACGUGUACAGCUUGUGAAAAAGUUCAUCAAGAUUGCUGCCCACUGUAAAGCCCAAAGAAAUCUGAAUUCAUUCUUUGCAAUUGUUAUGGGUCUCAACACUGCAUCUGUCAGCCGGCUGUCUCAGACCUGGGAGAAAAUUCCUGGGAAGUUCAAGAAACUUUUCACUGAACUUGAAAGUUUGACGGAUCCUUCUCUGAAUCACAAAGCUUACAGAGAUGCAUUCAAGAAAAUGAAAUCUCCGAAAAUCCCCUUCAUGCCCUUACUUCUGAAAGAUGUAACAUUCAUCCAUGAAGGAAAUAAAACGUUUCUGGAUAACCUUGUUAAUUUUGAAAAGCUGCACAUGAUUGCAGAUACUGUUCGGUCCUUGAGACAUUGCAGAAAUAACCAAUUUGGCAAUGAAGUUCCUUCGAAAGAGCACCACGAGCUGAAGCCAUAUGUCCACCACCUGCAUGUCAUCGACAACCAGCAAGCUCUGUUUGAGCUCUCUCACAGGAUAGAGCCGCGAGCGUGAGCGUGCACAGCUUCAUGUAACCUUGUAACUGCAGCACUUUGAAUUAAGUGAAUGUUUAUGCCAAGCAUGUUGCUUCCCUCUGUGAGAACGGUUUACUGAGUUUUAUCAGUAGCUCACACAACAUGCGCAGGAAGAUCAGGCAAGAGCCAGCAAAGGAGCUGCUCGCAGAAUUGCAGGGCAAGCUUGGUGCCAUUCCCACUGCUCCCUGGGACCUGAGGCAGAGGAGCAGCGUCCUUUGAGCUCAGGAGCUUGGUUUCUGUGAAAAUAUUGUUUGGUCCAGUGUAGCUUUCAAUGCAGAUUCUGCCAGUAUUAGAAAGAAA
Molecule: messenger RNA, 3591 nt
Organism: Haemorhous mexicanus (house finch)
Lineage: Eukaryota; Metazoa; Chordata; Aves; Passeriformes; Fringillidae
Gene: RAPGEF5
Product: Rap guanine nucleotide exchange factor 5
Exons: 30
Coding region: 677-3271 (864 amino acids)
Biological process (GO): positive regulation of GTPase activity; Ras protein signal transduction
Cellular component (GO): plasma membrane
Molecular function (GO): guanyl-nucleotide exchange factor activity
Source: RefSeq, a predicted model, not a curated record